This is a messenger RNA of Cryptotermes secundus, 4078 nucleotides long. RefSeq names its product sialin. Gene Ontology annotation, biological process: transmembrane transport; monoatomic anion transport. Gene Ontology annotation, cellular component: plasma membrane. The record is from RefSeq and is a predicted model, not a curated record. Gene Ontology annotation, molecular function: transmembrane transporter activity. The transcript has 11 exons. The coding region runs from base 189 to 1643 and encodes 484 amino acids. Lineage: Eukaryota; Metazoa; Arthropoda; Insecta; Blattodea; Kalotermitidae.
AGGAAGUGCAACAACUUCUGUUCUAUUUUAAGUUUGUAGACUGUUCAAGUGCGGAGCGGUUGUACUAUGCAUGUGUAGUACAUUUUGCUACAACUUUGUCUUACUCACCAACAGAAAUUAGGACGAGUCCUAAUGAAGGUAUCUUGGAGCAAUCUUUGUAUACAGAAACUGAGAAGCUAGAUCUGAUAAUGGAAGAUGUAGCCAGCAGCCAUACUUUUUUGGAAGACAAGACCAUGCCAAAAACUAUUAAAAAGAAGAAAAUGCUUUCAGUACCUGCACGAAUUCAACUUGGAAUAAUGGCCUUCUUCAUGUUUUUUAUCACUCAAAUGAUUCGCUCUAAUCUCUACAUUGCUCGUGUUGUCAUGACAGAUGUAGGAAAUACAACAAAUGAAUCCCAGUCAAAUAAGUUGAACUGGAAUGAACAAGAAACUGGAAUGGUCCUCAGUGCUUUCUACUGGAGUUACUGGAUAACAGAGCUCCCUGGGGGCUUAGUGGCUCAGAGGUUUGGUGGUUGUCGGGUACUGGGUUUUGGUGUGUUGUUGGCUGGAUUGCUGAAUUUAGCAUUCCCAUUAGCUUGCAGAGCUCAUUAUGGAACAGCUGCAAUGCUCAGAGCCAUCCAGGGACUUGCACUGGGUGUGACAUGGCCAGCAACACAUGCCCUCUCAGCUCACUGGAUUCCAUCUACUGAGCGCAGUAAAUUCAUGACUACUUACCACGGUUCUGCUGUUGGUACAGCAUUAACUUACCCCUUGAGUGGGAUCCUCAUGGCUACACUGGAUUGGCAGUAUGUCUUUUAUAUGACUGGAUGUCUGACACUGAUUUGGUAUGCAUUUUGGUUGUACCUGAUUUAUGACUCACCUGCACAACAUCCACGGAUCUCAAAUGCUGAACGGAAAUACUUGGAACGUGCUAUUGGAGAAACUGUUACUUCUCACAAGAGCCCUCCAUUACGAACACCAUGGACAUCAAUCUUGCUGUCAGGACCAUUUUGGGCUGUAUUAUUUGCCUCACAGGGUCUCAUGUGGGGAACCAUCACAUUAUCAAUGCAGCUGCCUACCUAUUUUAAAAAUGUUUACAUGCUGGAUAUCAAAACGAAUGGGUUUGUUUCUGGCAUACCUGAGCUCAGCAAGUUUGCAUUCGGUCUUGCCUUCUCUACUACAAUGGACUUCAUGCUCCGUAAUGAAUAUUUAUCCAUCACUGCUGUCCGUAAAAUUUCUGUAGCCACAAGUGAGUUCAUCCCUGCUGUAUUGCUUGUAGUGCUUGGAUUCCUUGGCAGUGGGAGUUCAACAGUUGCUGUAGUGUUUUUGGCCCUGUCAUAUGCAGUGGGGGGAGCCAGCUCUUCAGGCAGUUUGCCCAAUAUUGUUGAUCUCAGUCCCAACUUUGCAGGGACACUCCUUGGUAUUAUUAAAACACUGACACUAAUUCCUGGAGUGUUGUCUCCAAAUGCAGUCAGCCUUCUGAACAGUAGUUUUGGUUCUGUCGAUUGCUGGUUCUAUGUGUUCAUUACUACAGCUGUCAUAUAUAUGUUGUGUGGUACCUUGUUUAUGUUCCUUGGAUCGGGAAAUGUUCAACCUUGGAACCAACCACAGUUUAAAGAACUACCAGUUGCUAAAGACUCUUCACAACCACACAAAGAAUCAUAAUAUCUGACUAAAUGAACUCAACUUAACUGACUUCAUUUCGCUAACUCUUCUACUUAUAACAUCUCAGCAUGGACUGCAGAAAACACCGUUCCUCUGUUGAUGUCGCUGAAACACAACUGUUUGUGAAGCUGUUACUUAGUAAUGGCUGUUGUAUAUUUGCUUAUCUCACAGUCAUCACCCAGCAUCUGGUCUAUAUGCCACAUGUUAAGCACAUACUUGACUCUAAAGCAAGAAAUUUGCUGAUAAAUGUUUACAUCUUAUUACUUAAUCUACAAGCCAACCCAAAAACAUUUUUAUUUACACCAGUCUACACUUUGGUCAAAUGAUCUAGAGCAUAACUAAGCCUCCUCAAAAUAUCCUGUAACCCGAAUCAGAACACUUCUGAAAACUACAGCUAGAAUCAUUCAUUUCUAAUAAAUUGAUAUGUCCAUUCCUCAGUGUAUUCAAGCCUCAGCUCAUGUAAUGUGAUUAAAUAUGUUGAGAUUAACAGUAUUUUUCUACAAAUUAGAAGUGUAAGUUUUUAUUUAGAAUUAUUUUGUGCUUUAUUUUAAGUAUGAGAGAUGCUAACUGCCUUAAUUUGAUGGUUGAACAUAUAAAUACAUUUACUUUCCUCUGCAUUUUUGUUGCAGUCUUAGAACAUAUAUUAAUAUGGGAUUGGAGAAAAUGGAUAGAGUGUUUUCUGCUAGAUACUAUGACAGUCAGAUGCAGUCACAAGAAGCUUAUCUAUCAAUUCCACCAUAAGAAACUAUUACCCUAGUUGAGAUAUUUCAGGGCAAUGAUGUAACUAGGGAGAAAUUUCAGGUUAGAGGGACUGCUGUUUGCAGGUCUGUUAAUUUGUACUUAUAGUUACGUUUUUGACCAUUCACCUGUGAAAAAUUAGUGCAUCUGAUGAAGUGGAAUAUUGAGAGUUCAGUUCCUAACUGGCCAUAAAUUUAAGAUUCUACAUAAGGCAAAUAUGUACAUAUUGCCUCAAGGACCCCAAAUGCAGAUUAUUCUUACCAAAAAGAACUUAAAACGAUUUUACUCACACUAUCAUAUGUAUUAGUUAUCUGGUUUCAUUAUUCUUAUAACAGUGCUCCAGGGAUUUCUUCCUCCUCAUAUUUUAUUUCAUAACAUACCCUCUACAGAUGCAUAUUUUGUUCUCCAAGAUACUAUCAUGUGUAUGACUGAAUGAAUGUAUAAGGGGUGGGCCUUCUUGGCCCUUGCACCAUGACCAGUGAUCUAUUGUGCCUCCCCUUCUGAUUAUCCUGUCAACAAUCCUGCACUUUGAAUGAAGGGCAGGAUUUUGUAUGUGGGGAUGUCGAAAUAGUCACUUGGUUCCAUAAAAUAUUGACCCAAGUGGCAAAUUAUCAUGUGUAUGCAUAUGCCUAUAGAUGGUGUUUGGAUGACUGGAUUUAUUGAACAUCUAUACAACUUGUUACUACAUUUCACAAAUCACUAUUGCCCACAGACUAGUAUUCUCAGUCCGUUACAGUCUCCACUAGUUGUUUCCUCAUAAUGGCUUCUAACAGUGGAGAUUCUUCAGACUGUGCGCUCACUUAGUUCUGAUACACAGAAGGAGAUAAGAAAAUGAUGGUGAUGAGAAUGGAUUUGUAAAAAAAACAUUUAUGGCUCAUAUGAAGGUUCUAUCCCAGAAUAUACCUGAAGGUACUAAUAAAUACCACCAGAAGGAUUUUAUCAGGAUAACCAAUCACUCAGCCAUUUAACUAUGUCUACUUCGUGAAACAUGGGACAGAGAUAUCUUCAGAGUUCAAAUUGGUUUCUGACAGGCACUGUAAUAGGAAGUCCUACUAUCUUGCAAGAAUUCAAUCUUAAGAUUUAAUUAAGGGAUCCUGACAAACUGUAAUUGUACAUCAUGAAAAUGAGCAUUUAGUUUAUCUGUGUUUAUUAUAUAUCAUGGUGCCUCUUCUUCAGUAUUAUAAAAAAUGGAGAAGUUCAUCUUGACUUCCUAUUUGGCUUUUUGAUGAUGCCAACUUUGAACAGAUGUAUUAUUUCAAGCUUUAUAUUGAGGUUUAUCAGAUGUUGCAUUUGACACCAACCAAAACAGCAGAUGUCUGAUUGGAGACAAAAAUCUUAAAAAUACACAUGCAUAGUUGUAUUCUGUGGGAUCAGUGUCAAGAGAAUCUCAGGAGGACUAAUACAUGAUAAGGAAAGGAUGUCGUAUGGAGUACAUUUUUCAUGGUUAAAACUCGAAGGGGGUAAGCUGAACUCAGAUUCUGGAAUUCAAACUUCCUCCUAGAUGAAGAGUAGUGAAAGAGGGUCAGUUAAUGGGGCCUGCUUGCCAUAAAUAACUAUGGAAGCAGAACUGUAAUCAUACGGGUUAAACAGUAGCAGCUGGUUAUGGAUCACUCAUAAUGACAUGGUUUUCCCAUGUAAGUAAUGUUAUGAAAUUUCAAUGGUUUCUGUUGCUAUAAUAAAGUCCUUCUUACAAGUCA